AUGAAUUUUGGUAGUUUGGAGAGAGCCAAUGCCCAGUUGUUACAACAGUUAGCUAUUAAAGAAGAGGAAUCGGCACGAAUUCAAGAGGAAGUGAAGCAACUAAACUUGCAGCUUGAAACAGCUAGACUGAAGCGAAUUCAAGAACAAGCACAACUGCAUAGAAAAUCUGAGAAUGGUGCUGGACUAGCUGCUGUUAGUUUUGAACCAAUGUCUGUAGCUUCUACUGUAGUUGAUUUAGAAGAGAAAAUAUUACAGUUACAAACAUUGGGAGAAAAUCUGGCAGAUUCUAUGGAGUCAGCUGCAGUUGGUAAAUUAUAUACAGUAGAAGGAGAAGGAAGUGUGAGUUCACAGCUAAUGGAAAUGGUUGAUAAAAUGAAAGAUAUGUUAUCUCAUGCAUCACAAACUGAAGAAGCAUCUCAGAAGUCUUCAGCGCUACAUGAUUUUGAGAAGUUGUAUAGUCAAGCUAUGACCUUACAAGUUCAGAUGAACAAUUUGAGAUUAAGUCAUUUAGAAAGAAAUAAAGAAAUUAUGGAUAUUAAAAGACAGUUAUUACAACAAGAAGUUAAUAAUUUAAUGUUACAAGUUGAUAUCACUAGAAGAGAAUCAGAACUCUACCAAUAUCAUGAAGAUGAUUCUCUAGGUCAAGAAUGUGAAAAUAACUAUACACAGGCAGAAGGUGCUUCAAAAGAUGCUGAAGGAGAGAAAAAAGAGAUAACAGAUCAAACAGAACAUGAUAACCAAGAUGGUGAAACAAUUCAACACAUUCCAUUAGCUACAGUCGAAUCCUUAGAGUCAGAAGCUACAAGUAAGAAAAAAGGACUCAAGAAAGAAAAACAAGUCAAAGAGAAAAAAGAAAAAAAAUCCAAAUUAUUUCAUUCCAAAUCUUCAAAAAAAGACACUAAAAAAGAAAGUGACCAAUCAAAAAAAACUAAAAAAAAAUCUCAGAGUGACUCUGAGGAAAGUAAGAAAAAAUCAAGUGCCAUGGAACGCAGCCUUGAAAUGAGUUGUAGUUUAGUUUUGCCUACUGCCAUUGUUUCUCUGCCCAGAGAUCUUUCACAAACUGAAACUAAUGUCCCUAAAGUGGAGAAGGGGUCUCCCACUUUGGCGAAAUCACAACCAAAGCAGAAAGGUUUUCAUCAAGAAGAGAGUAAGAAAACAGCAAAAAGAGUAACGAUUGAGACCCCUGAAAAACCCAUUCCAGAAUCACAACAGAUUCACGAUAAACCUAAACUGACUAAAACUGGUUCUGUUGUUGAUGACGAGUAUUCCCCACAAACUGUGACAGAUAGUCAAGAACAACUUGUAGAUAGUUCAGACAAACACAAACACUCGGAUGAACAGGGCCAACCUUCAGGGACAAUAACUAGAGCUGAGGCAGGGCAAGCAACUCUUAUACCGAGUCCAGUUAUUAGGUCAAAACACCCCCAUACCAGGGGGGAAUCAAAAGGAUUAGACAAAGAAAAUGGUAAAUGCGCUUCUCCUAAACCAAUAUUAAAACACAGUCAACCAAUAUACAAACCACCUUUACCAAAACAAAGCACCCCAUUGACACAUUCCCCGGUUCUCAUUCACAGCGUUAAGAAUGGAUCAAGAUCUAAAAGUGUGGAUGAAGUAAGGAGUAGGAAAUCAGAAUUAUCAGAACGAGAACCAGGUCGUGUAAUGUUCUCUAUUCAAGAUAAAAGAGCCACAGUGUGUGAAAUAGAUCAACAUGUACUUGAAUUACGGAAAACACCAAGUCCAACAUUGUAUCUGCCUCGUGUUGGACUGGUUACUCCAGUAAGACGACUAAAGCCAGCUGCUGAGCUUUUGGAGGAGAGCCAGCGGUAUAGAAAGGGCCAUUCAGUCUUCACUCAAAGAAUUCUUCAACGUUACCAACAAAAAGAAGAACAACGUUUAAGACUAGAAAUGUUACAAAGACAUGACAAAGAGAAUAUUUCGGGUAUUUAUACCAAAUCUGCUCUAAAGAAAUCGCGUGAAGGAACUCCUGUUAAAGCAACAGAUUCUUCACCAAUUACAUCUUUGUCAUCACAGGUUGAAUUUGUUCAAUCAUCACGAACACUGCCUUCUUCCAGUGGAUCAGAUAAACCAAAAUCAAGUGCUCCCUUUAAAGACUUGACAAAUGGUGGACAAUUGUCCGAAAAAUAUGUGUUAGAUUCUCCCGAAAGAACGUUAUCAGAAAGCGUUUUGCAGACAAUAUCCCAGACAAACAUACCGAAAUUGAAACGUAGGUCAUGUGAAGUUGGUGUUUCAUACGAUCCAACUUCUUCGACCGCAUCCUAUAUUAUUGUCUCAACUACAUCGGGAAGUGUUGCAGAAAGUAUUAUCCAACCAGAAUCAACUAUAAGUACAAUAAAUCACUCCUCCAUGCCAACAUUAAGCUCCACCCGACAAGACUCAAUAGAACCUGAACCAGGACGAGAUAGAUCUGCUACCUAUGCUGCUUCUUCAUCUAGAUAUGGUGGUAUAGAUGAUAUUAUAGAGAGCAUAGGUACUUGUCGAGCUAGACCAACAACUACACAGAGUGGACCAAUAUUUAGUUCUUCUACAUCCAGAUCUCCAAUCUUAAAGCAUUCUGGUGGAGAUCGACCAACUUCACCAAAAUCACCAGAUAGAAGAGCCAGAAGUAAAAUGGGGACCAUUGGGGUGCUUUGUAAACAGUCUAUAUCAUUUGAUCUUGGAGUAACAUUAUACUCACCAUUAGAAGGUGCUGUUGGGGGUAGACAGAGAGACUCUACUGGUAGUACCUCCCCACCUUCAACAUCUAGACCAACCUCAACAAGUUCUGAAGGAGAAGUUGCAUCUACUUCCAAGGAUGAAAAGAAAAAGCAACGAAGCAAGUUUUUGGAUUCAAAGUGGCUCCAAAAACCGAAAAAGUUUUUCAAAGUUUCGAAAUGAGGCAACAUGGCCAAUUGAGGUGGAUCAAGUUUAUUCUGUUGUUGCUGAGCUUGCCUAGUGGACCAGAAGUCUGUUUGGGCUGGCCCGGCACUAUAUACAGAAGAUUGAUAGAUUGAGACAAGAGUUACAGACAUGUCUAGUUAAUUCUAGACUUGACAAGUUACCACUUAAAUAUACAACUAGCUAGAGAAUAACACAUCUAUAUUAUACCAUAUAUAGCCCAUAAUAUUCUUAACAUUAACAUCUAUAGUUGGAAAAAGUUACUUAUGCACUUCUGCCAAACAGAACAGUCUACUUUAUUUUGAGGUUGCUCAAGUGGUAAUGAAUACAAUAUAAGUAUGACUUGUUUAGUUGCAAUUACUAUUUAUUGUACCCUGAAACGAAGUGGACUCCUCAAAUUCAUAUCUGGAAAGGUGUAAGGGUGUUGCAUUAACAUCUAGUCCAACUAUAGAACCAUAGUCAAUUCAAACUGGUACUUGUUAAAUAAA
Molecule: messenger RNA, 3383 nt
Organism: Lottia gigantea (owl limpet)
Lineage: Eukaryota; Metazoa; Mollusca; Gastropoda; Lottiidae
Exons: 9
Coding region: 1-2895 (964 amino acids)
Source: RefSeq, a predicted model, not a curated record